This is a messenger RNA of Lottia gigantea (owl limpet), 501 nucleotides long. RefSeq lists its product as hypothetical. Lineage: Eukaryota; Metazoa; Mollusca; Gastropoda; Lottiidae. The record is from RefSeq and is a predicted model, not a curated record. The coding region runs from base 1 to 501 and encodes 166 amino acids. The transcript is spliced from 4 exons.
AUGUUGUCAACCAGAGAUCCUUAUCCUUUUCCUAAACUUCAAAAUGAUGAUAAUUUUUAUGGAACAAGAGUAGGACAGGUGGAACCUUAUGGUCAACCAACACAUGUUGCUCAGAAAGCUGACCCAUGGAAUAGAUUGAACUCAACACAAACUUUAUGUAGUUCACGCAGAGAAAUCUACCAUCAUGAUCCAGCAGCACCAAGAGAUAGUUUAGAUUUUGUUUUAAAAACACAAUAUGAUCAUCAUGCAGAGUUCUUAAGAAAUAAAAACGAAACUUUAUUACAACCAGAAACUCUCAAUUUAGAUCAUGGUCGAGUUUUAAAGAACCGUGAAGAGAUUAUACCAAAAGAACCUAUGUAUAUGAAUCAUCCUCUUUCAAUAACAGAACAAGUUAAACGAGAAAGCAUUCACAGUGUUAAAAAUGCAAUAGAUAGUCCACACAGUGCUGGAACCAAUGGUGGAUAUUCUCGAAAACAUGAUGGUGGAUUCUACAGUAUUUGA